GUUGGCUGAAACACCAGGGCAAACAGCUUCUCACAGAACAUUUUCUUCAGUAUCUUACGCAGACCUGCCUGGAGGAAGGCGAUGGAGGGAUUUAGGACCCAGGGGAAAGACAGGCUGCCUGUGGAAGGACGAAGACUGUGGCUGUGGUGUACCCGCCUCCUGCCCAAAUCCCAGCCCCGUGGAGCCGGGGCGCUCUCAUUCACAGCUUUCCAGAGGGAUCCGAGCCCCAGCCUGCCAGCCGAGGGAAUCUCACCCACCCAGCUCACCAGCGAGGGCACCUGCAGAUCAAAUCGCCCCAGAGCAAGGCCGGGCAGACGUGUGAAGGGUGUUGGCCUCGAAGCUCUUGUCUUUUGGAUGGGUGUUACCACCUAUGGCCUGAAUGUCCUACCACUUUCCUGGGGUCAGGGUAACAGCCUCCAUUCAUCUUUCUCGACAGCAGCACGACAGCAGAAAAGUCUGUUUAUGGGUCCCAAUUCCAGAAGGCCUUCAGGUGACUGGGAUCAGGCCCUGUCUUAAAAGAUCAGACACUGAGGAUUUGGAACAGAGCUUUGGCAAACAUGACCCACCUUCAAGCGGGACUCAGCCCCGAAACUAUAGAGAAAGCCCGUCUGGAACUGAAUGAAAACCCAGAUGUUUUGCACCAGGAUAUUCAGCAAGUCAGGGACAUGAUCAUCACGAGACCCGACAUCGGGUUUUUACGCACAGAUGAUGCCUUCAUCCUGAGAUUUCUGCGUGCCAGAAAGUUUCACCAAACGGAUGCCUUCAGACUGCUGGCUCAGUACUUCCAGUACCGCCAGUUAAACCUGGACAUGUUCAAAAACUUCAAGGCCGACGAUCCCGGGAUCAAGCGGGCCCUGAUCGACGGCUUUCCCGGCGUGCUGGAGAACCGCGAUCACUAUGGUCGGAAGAUUCUUCUGCUCUUUGCUGCCAGCUGGGAUCAGAGUAGGAACUCCUUCACGGAUAUUCUCCGGGCCAUCCUCCUGUCCCUGGAAGUUCUCAUUGAGGACCCGGAGCUGCAGGUCAAUGGGUUCAUUUUAAUCAUCGACUGGAGCAAUUUUUCCUUCAAGCAAGCCUCCAAGCUGACCCCGUCAAUCCUGAAGCUGGCCAUCGAAGGGUUGCAGGACAGCUUUCCCGCUCGCUUUGGAGGCGUCCAUUUUGUCAACCAGCCCUGGUACAUCCAUGCCCUGUACACACUAAUCAAGCCUUUCCUCAAAGACAAGACACGGAAAAGGAUCUUCCUCCAUGGAAACAAUCUGAACAGCCUUCACCAGCUCAUCCACCCUGAGUCCCUGCCCUCGGAGUUUGGAGGCACGCUCCCACCCUACGACAUGGGCACGUGGGCGCGGACGUUGCUGGGCCCUGACUACAGCGACGAGAACGACUACACGCACACGGCCUACAACGCCAUGCAUGUGAAACACACGUCCUCCAACCUGGAGAGGGAGUGCUCGCCCAAACCAAUGAAGAGGUCUCAGUCUGUGGUGGAAGCGGGCACUCUGAAACCUGAGGAGAAGGGCGAGAACGAGAACACUCAGCCUCUCCUGGCUCUGGACUGAAUUCCAGGUCGCCUGCGUCCCAGACUGGAGCGGCGGCAGGGUGCGAUAGAGCGGCCCAUGCAGCCUGCUUGACCGAAGUCCUCCACAGCUCCAGAGCCACACCUGGAGUCCCCGGCUCCAUCUGUCUGGGCAGGCAAAGCUCCGCCGAGACCGGAGGGCCCAGGUGUCUUUCCUUGUGCGUGGGCGGGAUACACCACUGAAGAAAGUCACCUGUGGAUGUAAGGGUUUCUUCUGUUUUUUUCCCUUCAGAUUUAUGGCAUUAAGAAGAUGGAUGAGGGCAGGACUUAAACUCUUUGUUCACACACACACGCACACACCCAUAUACAAAAUGACUGAAGAGAGGAGGAUUUGAACUCUUUGUAUGCAUACACACACACAUAUACCAUUAGACAGGGAUCCUCACUACAUUUGCAAAAUUGAGAUGAAGUGCAUAAAAUAUAUCAAUUUGUGCAGAACCAACAUCAGAGCUAUCUACUGUGAAGCCUCAAGGCAGGAGUAGCUUCAGAAAUUCCCGCCCCCCCCCUUUUUUUUUAUUUUUUACCAUCACCAGCAUCAGCAGGUUCAGCCCAAGAGCUCGUAAGCCUGAUCAUC
This is a messenger RNA of Tachyglossus aculeatus (Australian echidna), 2147 nucleotides long. It is a transcript of the gene CLVS1, whose product is annotated as clavesin 1. The coding region runs from base 558 to 1556 and encodes 332 amino acids. The record is from RefSeq and is a predicted model, not a curated record. NCBI's taxonomy places the organism in Eukaryota, Metazoa, Chordata, Mammalia, Monotremata, Tachyglossidae. Gene Ontology annotation, molecular function: phosphatidylinositol bisphosphate binding. The transcript has 7 exons. Gene Ontology annotation, cellular component: membrane.